GUGUUUGUUAUUGUUUCAAUUUUAAGUUAAUAUUAAUUUAUUCAAGACUGAAAAAAGUAUUUAAUAUCUGUGAUAUUAAAAUGCCUCGUAAAAGAGUAAAAAAAUCUAAUCGUGGAGAAGCGUCCACUGAAACGUAUGAAACUGCUUGCAAGCGUAUUUCGGAAACAAAACAAACGAUACGAAGUGCUGCUAAAGAAUUCGGUCUUUCCUAUCCUACAUUAAGAAGAUAUUUUAUAAAAUUCAAGAAAGGUGAUAAUUUGAAUGUUGGGUAUCAUCCUCACAACAAAGUUUUUUCAUUGGAGCAAGAACAAUUACUCGUCGACUAUUGUUUAACUUCAGCAAACAUCACACUUCUCAUAAACUCCAACCGCUUGAUAGAAGUGUCUUUGGUCCAUUUAAGCAUCGUUUUAACGCUGAAUCCGAUCGUUGGUGUAAAAGUCAUCCUGGGGUUCGUAUGACUAUCUACGAUAUCCCUUCUGUAACUGCAGAAGCUAUUUCAUCAGUAACAGCAGAAAAUAUAAAAGCUGGUUUUAAAUGCACUGGUAUUUAUCCAUUUAAUCCUAACAUAUUUUCUGAUGAAGAAUUUUCACCUGCCACUGUUACUGAUAUGCCACUAUCAAAUGACAAGCCUGAUCAAUUAGCUCCCUCAUGCAAUACUUCAGUUGACAAUCCUCAUCAUACUGCUGCUCCAAGUUUGACUUCUCCAAUUGACAACAACGAUGGUAUAUUGCGUGAUAAAACUAAUCAUGAGCAAGUAAACAUCGUUACUCCUUCACAAAUACGGCCUUUACCACGGGCUCAAUUAACUCAAAAAGCAAGAAAGGGUCGAGUACGCGGUAAGACGGCAAUUUAUACUGAUACACCUGAGAAAUUAGAAAUAGAAGCUAGAACCAAUGCAAAGAAACCCAAAAUUUUACAAUUAGACGAAGAUAUGGAUGUUAAUAAAGAAAAAAAGAAACCAAAAACAUUAAAGUCAACUAAUAACCAAAAAAAAAGAGUACAAAAAAAAAAGAAAUAAUUAUUUGUACCUGAGAUUGUUUUUUUUUUAAUAAAUAAGU
Cotesia glomerata is the source of this 1058-nucleotide messenger RNA. RefSeq lists its product as uncharacterized. The record is from RefSeq and is a predicted model, not a curated record. The coding region runs from base 455 to 1018 and encodes 187 amino acids. NCBI's taxonomy places the organism in Eukaryota, Metazoa, Arthropoda, Insecta, Hymenoptera, Braconidae. The transcript has 2 exons.